GCCCCACCCUGCUUGAGCCGAGGUUUACCUUUCUUAGGGGCCUGAAACAGACAGCACCACACCAAGCGCCGGGCGCACAUGUGUCCCAUGUGUCCGUCACUGUCCGUCCGUCACCAUCGGAAUCAGCAGACCGGCCUCCUGACCGCCCCCGUCUCGCACGUGGCGGCUCUAGAUUGUUGCAGACUCGGAGGCAAACAUGUCGCAGUUCUACCGCGUGGUCGAGCACACGGUGGAUUGCCACCACUCGCGCGAGUAUGUCACGGCCACGGUGCACGGCGACGCCGACAAGCCGCGGCUGGCCGUCAAGCAGUACAUCCCGCUGGACAAUCCCGAUCCGCAGCCGGGCGACGUGACCAUCAUCGGCGCCCAUGCCAACGGCUUUCCCAAGGAAUUGUACGAGCCGCUCUGGGAUGACCUGUACGCGCGGGCGGCGAAGAGCGGCAUCCGCAUCCGGUCCAUCUGGAUAGCCGACAUGUGGAACCAGGGCCAGUCGGGCGUGCUGAACGAGGCUAUUCUGGCCAACGAUCCCAGCUGGUGGGACCACGCGAGGGACCUGCUGCACCUGAUCAACCAGAAGCGCGACGAGAUGCCGCACCCGCUGGUCGGCAUCGGCCACAGCAUGGGCGGCGCGCAGCUCACUUUGAUAGCCCUGUCCAACCCGCGCCUGUUCCGCUCCCUCGUGCUGCUCGACCCGGUCCUGCAGCUCACCGGAACCGGCAUCGCCCCAGCCAUGGCCUCCACCCGCCGCCGCGACCUAUGGCCGUCGCGCGCUGCUGCGGCCGCUAUGUUCCGCCAGAGCAAGUUCUACCAGGCCUGGGACGCGCGCGUCUUCGACCGCUGGAUGCGGCACGGCUUGCGUCCGCUGCCCACGGCGCUGUACCCUUCUCCCCCUUCCACAAACACCACCACCAACCCCCCCGCAACCAGCGGCGGCGGUGGCGACGACGACCAGCCCGUCACCCUCACGACAACCAAGCACCAAGAGCUGUUCACCUUCCUCCGCCCAACGUACUCCCGGUUAAACGACGGCAGCAGCAGCAGCCCACUCGACCGCCCCGUCGAUCUCCCCGCCCACUUCGACGCCGGCGGCAGCGGCAGCGGCGGCAGCGGCAGCGGCGGCUACCCGUUCUACCGGCCGGAGCCGCUGUACGCGUUCUCGCGCCUGCCGGAGCUGCGGCCGAGCGUGCUGUACGUGUUCGGCGGCGAGUCCGACAUGUCGACGCCGGAGCUGCGGCGGGCCAAGAUGGCGGCCACGGGCACGGGCGCCGGCGGCAGCGGCGGCGCGGCGCGCGGGCGCGUGCGCGAGGUUGUCCUGGAGGGCCGCGGGCACCUGGUCGCCAUGGAGGCCGUUGCCGCGUGCGCGGAUGCGGUGGCGGGGUUUUUGAAGGAUGAGAUGCAGCUGUGGCGGGCCGAGAUGGCUGCCUUCGAGAGGAGCAGGGCCGCUGCGGACAGGCGGGAGCUGAUGGUCAUUGACGAGCGGUGGAAGCGCGAGCUGAAGCCUAAGAUUUGAUCGAGCCCGGUGUUUGUGGUCUGGUGUGUGGGUGUAUAAAGCAAUCUAUCAAAGAGGUGCUUGCAUUGCAUAGAGGGUUUUGUAUAGACCGGUCCAGUGGGAGUUGACCGAAGACAGGAGAUGCAUGGUUACCGUCUCCGAGUUUCGUCAUUUAUCGACCAUUUGCGGACGUGCAAAUAGAACCCACCAGCAACAUCACGCUGUUCUCGCCAGCCCCCUCGAAGACUAGAUCUGAAAACCAUGGCUCCGAAUCACGAUUACGCCCAGCACCACGCCACUCCUCCGCGAC
This is a messenger RNA of Thermothielavioides terrestris NRRL 8126, 1799 nucleotides long. RefSeq lists its product as uncharacterized. The transcript has 4 exons. The record is from RefSeq and is a predicted model, not a curated record. The coding region runs from base 197 to 1510 and encodes 437 amino acids. Lineage: Eukaryota; Fungi; Ascomycota; Sordariomycetes; Sordariales; Chaetomiaceae.